UGUGCAGUAAAAGUAAAACCUGCUUGAAUUAAACGCCAUCACACGUGACAUUACCCUUAUACCUCAACACAAGAACACUACAGGCUCACAUUACCUGGUUAAUACAGUAUACUCUACUCGCUGUUAGUGCAUACAGGAGUCAGCAUAUCUUUGUACGCUAUUCAUACGGGUUUUAUCAGUUGUCACAUGACCCACACUCAGCCAUCUUGUGGAAAACGGAGAGAGAGAGAGAGCCCAGAGAGAGCCACACAACUCGCAUACAAACCUUGUGCUGUCAGAACAAGCAGAGAACUUCAAGGAAGAAUGGCCGAAACCCAGACACUUAACUUUGGACCAGAAUGGCUCCGUGCCCUGUCUGGAGGGGGUGGCGGCAGCAGUGGUGGUGGAGGCGGCUGUGCGGUUGCCUCUCCACCCCUCUCACCUGCAUUGCCAAAGUAUAAACUUGCAGACUAUCGCUACGGGAGAGAAGAAAUGUUAGCACUUUAUGUAAAGGAUAACAAGAUACCUAUAGACCUACACGAUAAGGAGUUCCUGCCCAUAUUGCAAGAGGAGCCCUUGCCACCUCUGGCACUCGUGUCAUUUACAGAGGAGGAACAGAGAAAUUUUUCCAUGUCUGUAAACAGUGCAGCUGUACUUCGGCUGACAGGGCGAGGAGGCGGUCCCAUAGCAGGGGCAGCAAGAGGCCGAAGUACCUCAAGAGGUCGAGGUCGGGGAAGAGGAGACGGAGGGUUUUACCAAAGAAGUUUUGAUGAUGUGGAAGGUUUUGGCCGUGGAGGCAGGGAGAUGCAUCGCUCCCAAAGCUGGGAAGAAAGGGGAGACAGAAGGUUUGAAAAGCCAGGUCGAAAAGAACCAGAGGCUGCUCCCGGACAUUUUCAGAUGAAUCACAUCCGUGGAAAUUAUGAAGAUGUGGGGACGGUGGGCCUGCCGAGGAAGCAUGACUUCAUACGUUCAGAGAGUGAGAACUGGCGUUCUCUUCGGGAUGAGCAGAAUGGUGAGGAUGAUGAUGGGGGCUGGCGCCUGGCGGGUCCUCGACGCGACAGUGAUCAAUGGUGCCCCCCAAGCCCAGAUGCGCCUCGGUCAGCAGGGUGGCGGGAACACCCAGAUCAGCGGCGCCGUUUCCCAUUUGAUGCAAGAGAAGACGAGCGGGGCUACAGGAGGCCACGAUCGGGCAGUGGCAGCCUGGAGGACGAGAGGGAUAGCCUGCCAGAGUGGUGUCUGGAGGACGCCGAUGAAGAGGCGGGCACCUUUGACUCAUCAGGAGCCUUUCUGUCACUCAAGAAAUCCUCCAAGGAGCCAAUCCUGGAGGAGGCAGAGCUUGACUUCAGACCAUUGGAAGAGUGUGAAGAGGGCCUGGAAGAAGAGGAGGACAGUCUACCCAAGGAGACCAAAGAAAUGGAAACACCGGCCGAGCGAAAAGAGCUGCUUAGAAUUUCAGAGGAGGCCCCAGCUGUUGCUGCACCUGUUGCUCCCCAAGUCUCAGAACCCCCGGCUCCUACGCAGUCUCUUUCACCAUGUCAGCCCCGCCGAACACAAGCGUCUGAGAGGCCGGCUGAACGGCAGCCACCCCUGGAGCUCCCGCCAGAGCCCUGCAAAGUCCCCCUGCACAUCCCCAUGUCUAACAGCAUGCUCGAGAACCUACCCAUGACACACAUUUCAACCACACGUACAGAAGUGUCUGCUCCAUCGCCCACUGUCCAGCUACCACAGCCAAAGCCCAGGGAAGUUCCUGUGGCAAUGAACAAUCCUUUGCCCUUCCCAAGUAUACUGGCACCUAUUGGCAGGCCCACAGCUGUGCCACAUGACACAGAUGAAGAUGAGGGAUUGAAACACUUUGAGCAGGAGGCAGAAAAAAUGGUGGCAUACCUACAGGAUGGUGUGACAGAUGAUGACAGACUCACAUUAAAGGCUUCAGAGAAGCCCAAACCUGCAGGUCUGCCGCUCACCCAUGAGGCUGCUCUCAAGUGGUUUUACAAAGACCCACAAGGGGAAAUACAGGGUCCUUUCAGUAACCAGGAGAUGGCUGAGUGGUUCCAGGCUGGUUACUUCACCAUGUCUCUCUUAGUCAAAAGAGGUUGCGACGAAGUGUUUCAGGCACUUGGAGAGAUUAUGAAGAUAUGGGGGAGGGUACCAUUCACUCCAGGCCCGGCACCUCCACCUCUACAGGGCGAUGGUGAUCAAGAGAGGUUGAAGAGGCAGCAGGAGCUCACUGCUCUCAAUCUAUACCAGUUACAGCAGCUCCAGUAUCAAUACCUCCUAAGGCAGCAGUAUGCUCAGGCUCUGGCCCAGCAGAAAGCCGCAGCUCUUAACUCCGCUCCUCUACAACAGCAGCAGCAACACCAACAGCAGAUCAACCUGCUUCUACAGCAAUACCAGGCUCUCAAGAUAAGAGCGUCUGAGAGCCUCCUACCUCCUGUUACCCGGUCCCUGUCUGUACCGGACUCUGGUUCUGUGUGGGAAAUGCAGAACCCGUCCUCUCAGGCCUCCUGCACACCAAACCUCCAAAAAGCUGCCCCAAGCACAUGGGAUGGCAGCAGCGUGUGGGACUUACCGAUAGACUCCAUGGCACAGGCUCCAACCAUCGAGCAAAUGCAGCAGUUAGAGAAAUCAAAGGCUGCAAAGUUGGAGCUAGAGAGACGUGAGGCAGAAAUGAGGGCCAAAAGGGAGGAAGAGGAAAGGAAACGGCUGGAAGAGGUCCUGAGGGCUCGGCAAGAGGAGGAACGUAAACGCUUGCAGGAAGAGGAGCUAGCACGACUAAAGCAGGAGGAGGCAUUAAGACGGCAGCGAGAGCUGGAAGAGGCACAGCGCAGACAAAAAGAGGAAGAAGAAAGAAUGGCACAAGAAGAAGCUCUCCGAAGAUUAGAGGAGAGGAGGAGGGAGGAAGAGGAGAGAAAGAAACGGGAGGAGUUCAUUCGCCAACAGGAGGAGGAGCACAGGAAGCAGGAGGAACUUGAAGCAUUGAGGAGGCGUGAGGAGGAGAAGCGAGCAGAGGAAGAGGCGGUAGCUGCUGCAGCGGCAGCCGCUCUGGCUCAGCAACAAGAGGAGGAGCAAAAGAGGAGAGAGCUGGAGGCCCAAAGACAGCAGGAGCUGCAGAGACAGAGACAGCAGCAACAAGAGGCCCUCAGGAGACUUCAGCAACAACAGCAGCAGCAGCAGCUUGCACAGAUGAAGCUUCCAUCCUCCUCAAAGUGGGGCCAGCAGUCAACCAACGCCAUAAAUCAGAAUCAGAAUGCCCUGUCACUGGCUGAGAUCCAGAAGCUGGAAGAGGAGCGAGAAAGACAAGCGCGGGAGGAGCAGCGACGUCAGCAGCAGGAGCUCUUGAAGCUACAGCAGCAGCAGGCCUUACAGCAGGCUCAGCAGCCCCAGGCAAAGCUGUCUGGUUGGGGUAGCGUGGCCAAACAGCCAGCUAUGACCAAAUCUUUGUUGGAGAUUCAAAGGGAAGAAGCCCAGCUGAUGAAACAGAGGAAAGAUCAGCAGCAGCAGCAGCCACAACAACACCCUGUCGCCCAACCAGUCCGUGCUCAAACCAGAACUCCGUCCCUGAGUAACUCAGUCUGGGGCUCUGUGAACACCAGCAGCUGCCCCAACUGGGGCUCGGACUCCAGCAGCAUCUGGGGCGACACCCAAAACUCCAACAUGGGCUUCUGGGAUGAAGCUGUAAAAGAAGCAGUCCAGCAACCGCCUCCACCAAAGAAGGGCAACACGCAAAAGAACAACAAAGGCAACGCCAACCUGAGUAACUCUGUGAGUGGGCGAGCCAAUAAGAAAGUAGAAGAGGAGGAGAAGCUGCUAAAACUGUUUCAAGGGGUCAGUAAGAGCCAGCAGGACACCUUCAUGCAAUGGUGUGAACAAACCCUGCACACCCUCAACACAGCCAACAACUUGGAUGUUCCAACGUUCGCAUCCUUCCUGAAAGAAGUGGACUCUCCGUAUGAGGUGCACGACUACGUCAGGGCCUAUCUGGGGGACACUCCCGAGGCCAAAGACUUUGCCAAGCAGUUCCUGGAACGUCGUGCCAAACAGAACGCGAAUCAACAGAAAGCAGCUCCGCAGAACCAACAACAAGCCCUCAAACAGCAGCAGGACUCUGUAUGGGGUGGAACAGGAUCGUCUUCACUCUACCAGUCCAACCAUACAAGUGGCCAGCAGCAGCAACGCUUCGAGACCGUCACCUCAGGGAAGAAGAAAAAGAAGCAGAAGAUGGUCCGAGCAGACCCCAGCCUUCUAGGUUUCUCUGUGAAUGCAGCAUCUGAGCGAUUGAAUAUGGGAGAGAUAGAGACAUUGGAGGACUUUUAAGGGACUGCAGCCAAGCGAACCCGAACUGACUGUAUCCGAUUUGAACAGCAGCUGUUCUACCUGAACCCCUCCCACAACCCUCUUGACUGCUCAACAACUUUUUAUUUUUAGUUUCCUGUUUCUCAGACAAACGCUGGUCAUCCCUCAUAAAUUUUAAAGCGUCAAAAAAUGUCCAAGGAAGGCGGUUUACUCCUGCUCAACGACCCAUAGUGUGACAAAAAACCCUCAAGACAAAGCGUACUGGAGCAAACCAACGAGUGAACCAUCAACCAGAUAAGAGAGCGACCACGUGAUGAACUAAAGUUUCAGGAAGUGUCUGCAGAGGCUUUGAGCAUCAGCAGCAGUCAUGUCCUGUUGUAGGAAUUCAGUGACAACAAAUUUCAAAUUUGGCCUCCAUUGUACGGGAUUUUUUUAAGUGUGGAUAUAAGGGUGGGGUGGUUGGGGUAUUAUGGGAAAAAGGUGAGAGAGAUUAUAUCCAUUGUUUUUGUUUUAUUUAUUGAAAUUUUUCUUCUUCACACAUGCCCCCCUCCCCUCCCCUCUCUCUUCCCCCUCCCUGUUUUCUGCUGGGUGUUCAUGGAUAAGGACGGCAAAGUAGAGCCCAAGGAUUCGUGCCCUCUUAUGUCCUGUUUUAAGGACAUGUUCAAAAGUUCCAAGUAGUUAUCUAUUUCUUGUAAAAUACUAGGCUGUUUAAAGAAUAAACUUUCAAUUCUGCAUCUGUAUUAUAAUAUAUGAAAAAUGAUCUGCUGGAGUCAUACUUUUUUAUUGCAGUAUGAAAUAAUAAAACAGUCUGAUGUGUGGGCUGUUCACAGCUGUGUCUGAACCAUUGAGAAACAA
Notolabrus celidotus (New Zealand spotty) is the source of this 5127-nucleotide messenger RNA. It is a transcript of the gene gigyf2, whose product is annotated as GRB10 interacting GYF protein 2. The record is from RefSeq and is a predicted model, not a curated record. Gene Ontology annotation, cellular component: vesicle; membrane; perikaryon. Gene Ontology annotation, biological process: insulin-like growth factor receptor signaling pathway. The coding region runs from base 187 to 4293 and encodes 1368 amino acids. Gene Ontology annotation, molecular function: protein binding. The transcript is spliced from 29 exons. NCBI's taxonomy places the organism in Eukaryota, Metazoa, Chordata, Actinopteri, Labriformes, Labridae.